CGGGAGAGGAAGCGAGACACCCCACUUGUGCUGUUUUGUGUUUGUCUGUGUUUUGGUUUCGGUUUUGUUUCAAUGGGGCCCAGUGAACUAGUAUUGCAUUGGCGUCUAUGGGAGACACACCCAGUUAAGUUGACCGGAACUGAACAUUUAUUUUCAACGGUAAAUGGCCUGGGUGAUCUUAAUUUAUCCAUCAUCUUUGAUGGGGAGAAGUCAACAAGGAUCCCAGUAACGUUAAUUUUCAUUUAGAAAAUGGCAAAAUGGUCUGUCGCAGAAUAAAUUUCAGAGCAACUUGGAACAAAUACCUGGAUUUCUAGUAUUGUAUUUUCACAUAGGAAAGUUGGGGGUCUAUGAGGAGGGAUGCCUGUCGAAAGUGGAAGCAGUGCAUCCUCCCGCCAGGCCAAGCAGAAGCGCAAGUCCCACAGCCUGUCCAUCCGUCGGACCAACAGCACCGAGCAGGAGCGCACAGGUUUACAGAGGGAGAUGUUGGAGGGACAGGAUUCCAAACUACCAUUGUCUUUGAGGAGCAAUCUUUUGGACCUCUUUGGCCAGAUUGAGAGGGAGUUUGAAAACCUCUACAUUGAAAACAUUGAGUUGCGUAGAGAGAUUGAAACCUUGAACGAUCGUUUAACAGCUGAAGGACAAACCAUCGACGGGGGAGACUUGACUAAGGGGGCACUUAAAGCGAAAGCAAGUCAUAGCACAAGUCAACUUUCUCAAAAACUGAAGACAACUUAUAAGGCAUCUACAAGCAAGAUCGUCUCCAGUUUUAAAGCCACCACAUCCAGAGCCGUGUGCCAGCUGGUCAAGGAGUAUGUAGGCCACAGGGAUGGCAUAUGGGACCUGAGUGUCACCAGGACACAGCCCGUGGUGCUGGGCACAGCGUCAGCAGAUCACAGUGCUAUGCUAUGGAGCAUCGAGACUGGGAAAUGCCUCCUGAAGUAUCUAGGUCAUGCAGGAUCAGUUAACUCUAUCAAGUUCCAUCCCACGGAACAGAUGGCUCUUACAGCGUCUGGUGACCAGACAGCCCAUAUCUGGAGGUACACGGUGCAGUUGCCCACCCCACAGCCUGUAGCCGACAUCAGUCAGACGCCCUGUGACGACGACAUAGACUUCUCAGAUAAGGACGAGGCUGACGGGGACGGUGACGGCCCUAACGAGUGUCCCUCCAUCCGCGUCUCUUCCACUACCCUCAGGAGCCACCAGGGGGUGGUCAUUGCUGCAGACUGGCUGGUGGGGGGCAAGCAGGUGGUCACAGCCUCUUGGGACCGGGCUGCCAACCUGUACGACGUGGAGACCUCCGAGCUCGUCCACUCACUCACUGGCCACGACCAGGAGCUGACCCACUGCUGCACCCACCCCACCCAGCGUCUGGUGGUCACCUCUUCCAGAGACACCACCUUCCGCCUGUGGGACUUCAGAGACCCCUCCAUCCACUCUGUCAAUGUGUUCCAGGGACACACUGACACGGUGACGUCAGCUGUGUUCACUGUGGGGGACAACGUGGUGUCCGGGAGUGACGACCGCACCGUCAAGGUCUGGGACCUCAAGAACAUGAGGUCACCCAUAGCUACCAUCCGCACAGACUCUGCCGUCAAUAGGAUAAGUGUGUCAGUGAACCAAAGAAUCAUUGCUCUUCCUCACGACAAUCGUCAAGUCCGGCUGUUUGACAUGUCAGGAGUGCGGCUGGCUCGACUCCCACGUAGCAACAGACAGGGCCACCGGCGCAUGGUGUGCUGCUCAGCCUGGUGUGAGGAUAACUCUUCUUGUAACCUGUUCAGCUGUGGCUUCGACCGGCAGGCCAUCGGAUGGAACAUCAACAUACCUGCGCUGCUGCAGGAGAAGUGAGCCCAGCCAGGACAGAUUUAAAAACAGGUCCAGAGUCAGCUCUGAGCCACCCGCCUGGCUAAUUGAGCCCAUCUUAAGAGCUGAUCCCUGGUCAGAUCAGUCACACACCCUGACCCUCAGGCAGGGAGGGGAGAAGAUUGAUCGAGGACCCCCACCCCGACCGCUCUCUCUUUGUGUCAAGUCCUAUAUUCUUUUGACACUCCAAAUGUGGUCACAGUCUGGUCUACAUGGUCUGAAUAUACAUACCAUAAUACAUACAUGUGUGACAGUGUGUGUGUGGUUGAUUUCAAUCUUGCCCAUGUACAGAAAAUGUGAAGGACUACUCUCUGCUUUGUUGUUGGGCUUGUUUUGAUCCGUUUAUUCAUCAAAUUGCUGCUGAAGAUAAAGAGCACAGUGUCAAACAGGAGGUAUGGGGGUGGUAGGUAAAUGUAGUGUGCCUAAUUUUCAGUUCAGAGCAAGUCUGUCCCACGUAGAUGGUGUAGCCUUAGAAUAUGAUGAUGAUGAUCAGCAUUUCAUGGAGACUUGUGUUCUGAAAUUCCACACAUCUGCUUUCUACCUAUCUAACCUGCUCAGAUGUACAGCAAGCCAAGCUAUAUAGCUGUCAUUUUGGCAGAGCCACACCUUGAAGAAGUCUACAGGUCCAUGACAGUCUACUGCUGAUUAACUGAGCUCUGCUUCGUACAAUACAAUGAGGCUACAGUACAGUGAGUUCUUGUGGCUCUGUCAUGCACCUUUUAAAACCAAUAUCUGUUACAGUUUAUUUUGUUGUGUAACACUUUUCAGCCAAAAUCUCAUUUCAGCUUUUGUACAGAAUGUUAAGAAGCCUACUCCGACACGUUAUGUUGUACCAUUGGAAUAACCUGUGUAAACAAUCCAUGUUUUGGGGGUGGAGGUUGAUCGUCUUCACCAUUUCAAUAGGCACUUCAUUUGUGUGUAAUAUUCAUAAAUGAGUCUUAGAAAGUAAGACGUUCUGAAAUUGCUGUUUAGAUAUAGAGUUUACAAGCAAUAUUAAUUGGUAAAGUGUAUCUUUAAAAUAUUUUAGCAGUGCCAUUAGUCAGUAUUGAAAACCUGUUACAGGGAUACAUAGACCAGUCCUAGUUGUACUUGCGUAAGUGGAAUCUCAUUAAGAGCAUUCAAAUGCAAUGGCUGUAACAUGCUUGUGUGGUCAGUGAUCAUGGUGUUAAUGUCUACUUCCAAAACAACAAACUUCAUAGAAAACUAAAAGAAGAGAUUGUUGUGAUGUGUUUGGGUGGGGGGAUAGUGUGAUGUCACAAAGUACCUGAGUCUGUUUUUGUUUUUAGAUGAAGAGAGGCGAUGUCGGCCUCUAAAACAUUUGGGACGUAAUUGUCUGCAGGAGUCACUUGGCAGGCAGCACAGUUGACUAAAUUCCUGCUGAAGAGCAGACGAAUGCCUAAAAAGGAUCUAUGUAUCUCAGUACAUGAGACCAGAUAGUUUUAUUGCAGGAGUAAAGGCUUCUGUAGAGACUUUUAGAUAUACUUUGUGUUUUGCCAAUGUAUAACAAAAUGAUGCUCAUUAAUAUUGAUACAGUAACAGCCACAUUGAACAUCUUAUAUCCCAUAUUGAAUAGUUAUUGUGACAAGUCUAAAAAAGCCAUGAAGCCAAGUGUAGAAGAAGCCCACGGAGCAUAACUUUCCUUUCACAAUAAAUUUCACAUCUGGUGCAAAUUAAAUGUAAUAUAUUCCGAUAUAUUCAAAGUGGCCCAUUUGGCUUAAUGAUGUCUUACUGCUGCAGAUUUUAUAAACCUUUUUAAUGUUAUGAGGUGCUCUUUUCAUUUCUACUAGUUCUUCAUCCUAUGCAGUUAAAUCAGUUGGAUCUCUUAGGUUUCAUUGACUGAAGUAUUGUUGCUUUAAUCUAUAGGGGUUUGCAUAAAUCUCAAAUACUGAUUUAGUUGUAAUUCUCACGUAUCAUUUACAUCCGGGAUGUCUUAGAGGGCGACGGUUAGCCUGCUCCCAGAUCUGUUUGUGCUCGAGCCAACUCCAUUGGUCUUUAUCAAACCAAACAAUAUGACAGUGGGUGGAUUCCAUUAUGCUGAGCCGUGGGGUACCGGUCUAUGGCCCAUGGCGUGAAAGGGCAAAAGCGGUGGGGGAGGAGCACCCUUCUCAAAUCAAACAGUAAUCUGUGCCACUUGGUCAUGUCAACAUCUCUUUUCUAUAAAAUGUUAGAAUUUUCAGACUAGUUUUCAUUGGAAAGGCUGAUUUAAAAUAAAAAAAAAAGCGUUUGUUUUUGAUAAUCACUUUUGCAUGUGAAAACAGAAUCCAACUCAUCACUCCACGUGCUUCGUUACGUCACUUUUGUUUUGAGCCGACUUCGCCUUGGGCUUUGAACGCGGCACCUGGCCCCAAAACGAAUGCAAUCAACUUUCACCCGGUGCAAAACACGUCUACCAGGGCGCCCGGGCCAGAUGAAUCAAAUCUCCUCAAUGAGUGACAAGGAGUUGGCAUGAUGGCACAAACAGACUGGCACUCAAGCUAGCUACUGCAUAUUUUGUUGUGCAGUCCUAUGCAUGAUGUAGUACUAGAUGCAUUUAUUCAGUGAUUAUAGUAGGCUGUUAAAUGGGUUGGUAAAAUAAGAGGUGCCUCUUGGACCGUAGCCGUCCAGGACUGUCAUCAUCCCUGAUUGAAGUGAAACAGAUUUGUUUGAAUGGCUUAAAUAUCAAACGUGUGGCCUCACUGGGCUGUGAAUGUGUCAUUUUAGAAUGGUUUUCCAGUAUUUUCUUAUUUGCAGACAGUCUAUCUACAGAGCUGGAUUUGAUUGCACCUGAACUCAAGCCACAUCCCAGAUCUGUUUGUGUUCUUGCCAACUCCACUGCUCGUUUGGCAUUUGUUACAAUGAGUUUGCAUGAUGGCACAGACUGGCACUCCGGCUACCUGAACUCCUUAAUCACACAUUCUGAGCCACCAUGUUUAGCUAAUUGACCAUGUUUAGCAUCAACUUUAAUAGUUUUGUUAUUAUUUGAUUAUUUACAUUUCAGUCUCAUGGUUUUCUCCCUCAUAAUGUAAAUCUGGUCCUGUGGUCCUGCUCUUUUGUGUUCCAAAGGGCACACUAUUCCCUUUACAGUGCACUACUUUUGACAUGAGCCCUAUGGGGCCUGGUCAGAAAUAUUGCACUACGAAAGAAGUAAUGUGCCAUUUGGGACGUAUCCCUCAUUACAUCACAAAUUUAGCAACAGAAAUCAACUGUGCAAUAGCUUUAGUAAAAAUGUGUUAGUUUUUUUACCUAGCUAAUAAUAUUGUAAGUACAUAAAACUCAACAUUAAACAGUUUUUGCUGACAGUGGUGUUGUGAGAGAGAUGUAUAAGGAACAACAGCUUGUGAAAUAAAAUGUUGUACCAUUUUAUUCCCUCA
This is a messenger RNA of Oncorhynchus kisutch (coho salmon), 5210 nucleotides long. Its product is annotated as WD repeat-containing protein 37-like. Gene Ontology annotation, molecular function: protein binding. The transcript is spliced from 15 exons. The coding region runs from base 358 to 1845 and encodes 495 amino acids. The record is from RefSeq and is a predicted model, not a curated record. Lineage: Eukaryota; Metazoa; Chordata; Actinopteri; Salmoniformes; Salmonidae.